AUGUGCACUGCUAAUCGACCAAAGCCCUGCCAAGCAAAUCUUUUGUCAGAUCAUCUGCCCAAAAUCAAAACCCUGGACUCAGCAGGCCCCGUCACCAGCGGUUCUGCCUACGAAGCAGGAAAGCGCAAAGCCCCCGGUUCCCGCGGCUUUGUUAAAAAGCCCUCGCGACACCAGCCCCGGCCCAGCCCCCUCCCACCGGCCCCUAUAUACCUGGGGCCCGAGAGCCCGAGCGCCCUCCGGGUUGGAGCCCCUGAUGAGGAUAAUGGACCUGGCACACGCGACAUCACUUUCUACGAAGGCAAAUGCUUCACGGGCAGGAAGCUGGACGUCUGCGGGAGCUGCAACAGCUUCCAGGAGCAAGGUUUCCUCAACCGGGUCAACUCCAUCUGCGUCCAGAGCGGAGCUUGGGUCUGCUUCGACCACCCCGACUUCCGAGGGCAGCAGUACAUCCUGGAGCACGGAGAGUAUCCCGAUUUCUAUCGCUGGAAUGGACGCAGCGACCACCUGGGCUCCUGCCGGCCCGUUGGGAUGCACGGCGAGCAUUACAGGAUUGAGAUAUUCGAGGGGAGCCAUUUUAGGGGUCCCAGCCUGGAGCUGACAGAAGAUUGCUCCUUCCUGCAGGGACAAGGCUGGGACAAGACGUGCAUCAAUGCCCUCAAAGUGUACGGCGACGGCGCGUGGGUGCUGUACGAGGAGCCCAACUACCGAGGCCGCAUGUACGUGGUGGAACGCGGCGAGUUCAGCAACUUCAACGCGUGGCAGGCGCGCAGUGCCAGCGUCCAGUCCAUCAGAAGGGUCGUCAACUACUUCUAGCUGAGCUUCCACCCCACCAGCAUCGCCCUCCUCCCCUCUCACUGGCCUGUGGAAUAAAUUG
Messenger RNA from Pipra filicauda (Wire-tailed manakin), 874 nucleotides. RefSeq names its product crystallin gamma N (gene CRYGN). The record is from RefSeq and is a predicted model, not a curated record. The transcript is spliced from 5 exons. Gene Ontology annotation, molecular function: structural constituent of eye lens. Bases 1 to 813 code for a protein of 270 amino acids. Lineage: Eukaryota; Metazoa; Chordata; Aves; Passeriformes; Pipridae. Gene Ontology annotation, biological process: visual perception; lens development in camera-type eye.